AUGUCGUCAAUCACGUUAACCAAGGAGUCCCACACUAACCCUGCGAAGUUCAGGGUCAAAUACGAAAACAGUAACAAGAUCCUCAACCCGGGUGCCGCAAACAAGCUGAUCAUCAACGAUGCCUUACCUGCACUCACCACAACUUCGAAAGUCGCCAUUAUUGGUGCCGGUUUCGGUGGCAUUGGAAUGGCAAUCAAGACGAUCAAGGACUUGAAAGUUGACGACGUUACCAUUUUCGAAAGACACGAUAACUUUGGCGGCACUUGGUACUCAAACACCUACCCUGGUUGUGCCUCCGAUAUUCCUGCAUUAUGGUACUCCUACUCGUACGCCUUGGCGUCCAACUGGACCAGAAUCCAACCACCACAGUAUGAAAUGGAAGAAUACAUACAAAGAAUCGUAGACCAGUUCAAAUUGAGAGAAAAAGCCAGGUUUGAGACAUCUAUUGAUAAAUGUGUCUUUAAUGAAGAGCUGGGAAUGUGGACUUUAUAUGGACACGACAUGAAGACGGGCCAGAGGUUGGAGCACAAAUGUCCAAUAUUAGUUUCUUGUCUGGGUGGAUUAGUUCACCCUGCUCAAUUUCAAGCAGAAGGGUUGGAGACUUUUAAAGGCAAAUACAUGCACUCGGCAAUUUGGGACCAUUCCGUUGAUUUCAAAGGCAAGAAUGUUGUCAUUGUUGGUAACGGCUGCUCGGCCAACCAAGUUGUUCCUGCUUUGCUCAACGACUCAAAGUACGAUGUUGCGUCAAUCACCCAAAUAGCCAGGUCCAAGCAUCACAUUAUGCCACCGGUUCCAAAGGUUUUACUUUGGAUAUACAACUUGUUGAGCUUCCACUACUACGGAUUGCUCUUGGUCCGCUGGCUCGUUAUAAUCCUUGCCGAGUUGAGAUUCCCGCUUUAUAAAGGCAAUGGGUUCUUAUCGAGAUUUGUUCGUUGGAUCAACGUCAAAUUAUCGGAACACUACAUCAGAAACAAUGCACCAAAGGAGUUUCAAGAUAAACUCACUCCCGAUUUCAAAAUCGGAUGCAAGAGGUUGAUUUUCGACUACAAAUACGUUCCAUCGUUGAAUGACCCAAGGAUGAAUUUAACCAACGAGCUGAUUAAGAAAGUAGUCGAGGAUGGUAUCAUUUUGACUAAUGGUGAGUUUGUCAAGGCUGACAUCAUUGUUGCUUGCACGGGCUACAACAUUUCCAAAUCGUUCAAGCUCCCCAUAGAAACCACCAAAGGCAAAUCGGUAAACCAGUAUUGGGACACGGAAGGUCCAAGUGCUUAUCGUACUCUUUUGGUGAAAAACAUCCCCAAUUUGUUCUUAAUUGGUGGACCAAACUCUGCCACGGGCCACUCCUCCGUGGUUAUGGCCAUCGAGAAUGGUAUUGAGUACUACAAAAAGGUUGCCAAACCAAUCUUGGAAGGUAAGGAGAAGUCGGUGGUUGUCAAAACCGAGGCAUAUGAUCGUUGGUUCAACGACAUUCAAGCAGAGUUGCGCAAGAGUGUGUUUGGUUCUGCAUUUGGUGGUUGUGUUUCGUGGUAUAGCAAUGGUUCCGUGAACUCGACUGCUUUCGCUUGGAGCCAGCUCUACUACUGGUACAUUACCAAGUUUCCAAACUAUAAAGACUUGAUUUAUCAACCAGUGACUGAGACCAAAAAGACUGCCUAA
Messenger RNA from Lodderomyces beijingensis, 1656 nucleotides. Lineage: Eukaryota; Fungi; Ascomycota; Pichiomycetes; Serinales; Debaryomycetaceae. The record is from the annotation of a GenBank genome assembly.